This is a messenger RNA of Vanessa tameamea, 2052 nucleotides long. Its product is annotated as tyrosine-protein phosphatase Lar-like. The record is from RefSeq and is a predicted model, not a curated record. The coding region runs from base 369 to 1319 and encodes 316 amino acids. NCBI's taxonomy places the organism in Eukaryota, Metazoa, Arthropoda, Insecta, Lepidoptera, Nymphalidae. Gene Ontology annotation, cellular component: neuron projection membrane. The transcript has 8 exons. Gene Ontology annotation, biological process: synapse organization.
GGCUGCGACGAACGGGCGCACGCUUGUCGUUACUACGUAACUGAAUAAAAAUUGUGACCUAUCAUAGUGUAUGUGACGUGAUAGUGCCCGCAUGCGUUCGGAAUUGACCCCCAUUGGCUUGUGACCGAUCGAGGUUUGUGACUUGUGUUGUGCUUGCGUGCAUGUGAAUUACGUUUGUGCAUCGUACACUACCCCCGAUGUAACCUUAAAGACAAACUAAGUCGUCAUCAUCGACCAGAACUCAAAAUGUCGUCAAAGACUUCGUUAAGAAAAACGAAGCCGGGUAUGCAUCGAGGGCUUAAGUGAAGGCUUAAUAAGAAAAAUAAAAAUGUCAAUAAAAGCCAGCGUGGGUUAAGCUAAAAGAGAAAAUGGCCAACAAAGGUUUCGGCGAGGUGAUCGGCCUUUUCCUGGCUGUGGCGUUCUGUAUUACGUGCCCGGAAUAUGUAUCGUCAGCACAAAGGGAACUUGGCAAGGGGUCGCCGACGAACACGUCAGCGACUUCACCACCAGCUGCAGAUAACGUGAUUAGAUCGGGGGUCGUGGUAGAUACACCAAGACCGACCCCUCGCACAGGACCAUACUUCGACUUAGCGGCUUCAAAGAAUGUCACCGCAUUACUUGGCAAGACCGCUUACUUGAACUGCCGGGUGAAAAACUUGGGAAAUAAAACUCUCAACAUGCAGGUGUCAUGGGUGAGACACCGGGACAUCCACCUUCUGACGGUGGGACGUUACACUUACACAAGUGAUCAGAGGUUUCGAGCGAUACACCUGCCUCAUUCGGAAGAUUGGACUUUACAGAUAAAAUACCCACAACACAGAGAUUCUGGUAUCUACGAGUGUCAAAUUUCAACGACCCCACAUAUGAGCCAUUUUAUACACCUAAACGUCGUUGAACCAACAACGGAAAUAAUAGGCGGUCCAGACCUGUAUAUCGAUCGGGGCAGCACUAUCAACUUAACAUGCGUGGUGCUCUACUCUCCCGAACCGCCCGCCUACAUAUUCUGGAACCAUAACGAUGCGAUAAUAAGCUAUGAUUCGCCAAGGGGUGGUGUCUCUGUAGUGACAGAGAAAGGUGAAACGACUACCUCAUUCCUGCUCAUCCAGCAAGCGAGACCCUCAGACUCAGGGAACUAUCAGUGUAAUCCGAGCAACGCUCAAUCCAAGAGCGUCGUGGUACACGUACUGAAUGAAGCAAAUUCGAUUUUCCCUUUGUCAGGUGAGUACCCAGCAGCGAUGCAGCGAGGAGGUCAAGCUUUUGCACCGACGUCAACCCAUUGCAUCGUAUUGGCAACGAGUAUUUUCUUAGCAUUAUCUUGACACAUACAAACAUACGUAUCCGUGUAAAUAGAAUUCCGAUCUAUUUCGCUGUUUAUAAUGAUGCUUGUGAUAAUUAGACGAUUACCAUGAUUUUAUAUUUAAAAAUCUUUAACUUUUUAACACUUUGGUAAUGUGACCACGCAAAAUGAAUGAUCUGGCUCUAAAUAAAACAAAAGUUUAAUUCUAUAGACAAGUAGAGUUAUUUUCUAAGAACGUACUCGAAAUUUUACGCAUCGUACGAACGCCAAACGCCAAAAAGUAAUAAGAGUUAUUGACUAUAAAUAUAAUAACACUUAAUUCAAAAGACACAUGUAUCAAAAUUGCGUAUCAUGAAUCGUGAUAUAUCACUAGUGAAAUUCGAAGUAUGUUCUUACAGAAUGACACUGAAGGCAUUAGUCGUAAUAAUGUCAAUGAUAUUCUUAUAGUUGUAUCUUGUAAUACUUGCGUGAUCAUUUUAAAUAUAAAUAUCAAUAUCAAUAUAAGCAGCAGAAUAGUUGUGCUAUUUUAUAGUGUGGGUUGUGUUAUAUACUAUAUAAAAUUUAAUGAAUCUAAUCUGAGCAAGUAGAGAUGCUUGUUUCUUAUAGAGCUGUAUAUAUUAUGUAUUUUAAGAUUAACGUAUUUAUUUUAAUUAUAAAGUAUGAGACAGCUAUGUUUUUUUUUCUAAUGUUUAUAUGUCUCUGCUUACGGUUCGAAUGUAGAUAGGUUGUUUAAGUAAUUAAAAUUAUUGCUUUAA